This is a messenger RNA of Sinocyclocheilus grahami, 1547 nucleotides long. RefSeq names its product mesoderm induction early response protein 3-like. The record is from RefSeq and is a predicted model, not a curated record. The transcript is spliced from 11 exons. Gene Ontology annotation, cellular component: nucleoplasm. NCBI's taxonomy places the organism in Eukaryota, Metazoa, Chordata, Actinopteri, Cypriniformes, Cyprinidae. Bases 45 to 1493 code for a protein of 482 amino acids. Gene Ontology annotation, molecular function: transcription corepressor activity; histone deacetylase binding. Gene Ontology annotation, biological process: negative regulation of transcription by RNA polymerase II.
CGGGUACUGCAGCACAGCCAACCUAUGAGGCCAAAGACACCAAUAUGGCGGAGGCUUCCUUUGGGAGUUCGAGCCCUGUUGGCUCUUUGUCCUCAGAGGAUCAUGACUUUGAUCCAACAGCUGAGAUGUUAAUUCAUGAGUAUGACGAUGAGAGAACUUUGGAGGAGGAAGAGCUUUUGGAGGGAGAGAAGAAUUUCAGUGCUGAAUUGUCAGACCUGGAGAGGGAGGGGAAUAUGCCGAUCGAGGAGUUGUUGGCUAUGUAUCGUUAUGAGGCGCCAGUCAGUACAGGGGCGGGAUCUAGCAUGGACAGUUCCUCUGUUGAACUAGCUGAUGAUCUGCCUGACAUGACCCUGGAUAAGGAGGAGAUCGCGAAAGAUCUCUUGUCAGGAGAUUAUGAGGAGGAGACCCAGUCCUCUGCUGAUGACCUGACCCCUUCUGUUACCUCCCACGAGGCCACAGACUUUUUCCCUAGAACACUCAGAUCCAGAGCAAUAUAUGAUGGUGAUAAAGAAUCUGAGGGGGAGGAGGAUGGUGUAAGCAGUGAAGAUUCUAAAAAGGAAAUAAUGGUCGGAUCUCAGUAUCAAGCAGAAGUUCCAAUGGGGCUCAGCCAUUAUAAUGAUGAUGAAAAAGUGUACGAGGAGGAAGAUCAGCUGCUGUGGUGUCCUGAUGUGCUGUCAGAGUGUAAAGUGAAAGACUACCUCAGAGAAGCGCUGUCACAGUCUACAGAUGACAGCACAGAGAAUUCCACAUUUGAACACAUACGAGAUAACGAACAGGCCUUGUUGGAGCUUUUGAAAUGUAAUUACGACACCUGUGAGGCACUGACGCGAUACCGCAGUAAUGUGAAGACUUCGAAAGAAGAAUCCCCACCGUGGUUAGAGGAUGAAUGUAGGAACUUUGAACAUGCGCUGCAGAUUUAUGAGAAAAACUUUCAUCUUAUUCAGAAACACAAGGCAACAAGGGUUUUUUUUGUCAUACAUCCCUGUUUUUUCCUCAAACAUAUCACAAAAUUGCUUUCUUUACCCCUACUUGAUCUUGCAGCCAUUAGUAACAGCGUAGCAACUGUGUGCAAUGGUCCAGGAGACAUGAGCUGUUUAGACUCCCCGUACUUCCCCCCUCUGGAGAGUUUACACAGAGGAGCCCUGAACCAUGAUGAUCAGCUCAGCUACACCACAAACGGAGACAGCGGCUGCCUCAACAUGCUGGAUUCCGGCUUCUAUCGCUCAGACCUGAGCCAGAUCAGCAUGUGCAGCACCAAAGACCGCGAACGGCCCUCUAAGAGGCUCAAGAUGGGCCUUUCGGAGCCCUUCAUUAACGACGUGUCUGUUACUAACCUGGGUGUGGAUUUCGAGGGCAGACGCACACAUCGCAUUACAGGGGCCACAAUGGCGGUGUCAGUCACAGACUUCAGCAGCAUAGGGAGCGGUGAAGCCAAUGGUUUUCUCGGUUCUCAUUCACGACACCACCAACACACUGCACUUCAGUCCGACUGACUCCCUUCUGCCAUCCAGACACACAUUCAUCUGCUCACUGAAUAUUAGUUCUUU